AUGUCUGCUGCAGUAAAAUCAUUUAUCAUCCAAGAAGCUGCCCGUAUGUCGACUAAUGACGGAGUUGAGCUCACGUGUGUAGAGGAACCUCGCAUAUCAUGGGGAACACCAACCUCAAUUAUACCACAAAGGAGUUGCCAUCUUUACAGUGGAGCAAAAAGUAUAGAAACAAGCACAUAUCAGGCGUCACCUUCGAUCCAAGAUCAUCUGCCUUUCUUUGCUGGAGAGAAUGCAAAAGUACAAGAAGUGAACAUCAAUUGCUCUCCUGCUGGGGCACCAAACAAGAGUUGUAAUUACAUAGUGAACACUAAAUGGGUAGCUGAUGAUGAUCAAGCUGCCGCUCGUUGGGAACAACUCAAGACAGAAUCAUCUGUUCCAAGAGAGAAUUCACAUUCAAGCUAUAUAGAAUCUUUGUGGGGAAACAUAUCCUCUGCCUUGGAAGAUUCAGAGCAAUCUGGAGAGGAUCCUGGGAUGUACAACGAGUAUCCGAAUGAGGAUACAUCAAGAAUUAGCGCUGGCACGGCCACAACAAGUCAACUCAUGCCAUCCAGCGUAGAGACAUCACAUCGUGGUGGCAGACUGUCUGCAAGUGACUUUACUAUGUCACAAUACACUACCAGUUCAGCAUACACCGCUCCUGGCAUGGCUGCUCCUUGGCAAGAUGCAGUAGAAAUGCUGCUUAUACGAAUUAUAAUUUUAGAGAAGGCUCAAUCCGGCAUCAUUCGACGACAACUUGAUUUCGAAGCACCGUCUGAUAGGAGUAUCGCGAGCAUUUACAAAGUUCUGGAGGAUAAAUUGGGAACACUUCAGAAGGUACAAGUAUACUACACAAACUCGCACAUUAAGCAUCGAACAGAUUUGACAAAGCUGCCUGCCGGUGACCCAAGGCAACUGCGAGAUCUUGCCAGAAGCAAAUCACUUGUUAUCUUUGUGGUCGCAACGGAUGGUGUUCGAGUGUUUUGAGAAGCGGCUCUGAUAACAGUCGAAAAUUGCUUUAUUCACAAAAAUUAAAAUUAUUUAUUCACAUUGCGUUGAGUUACUUAUUCGCUGAAUUCAUGUAUGUAUGUAGAAUCUGUGCGUGUGUAUGC
This is a messenger RNA of Cylicocyclus nassatus, 1088 nucleotides long. NCBI's taxonomy places the organism in Eukaryota, Metazoa, Nematoda, Chromadorea, Rhabditida, Strongylidae. The record is from the annotation of a GenBank genome assembly.